AUGACCGACAGGCAAAAUCCCCAAACCUCUCAGAACCUUCCUUCUUCUUCUUCUUCUUCUUCUUCUUCUUCCAAACUCACACCCGAAACCAGCAAAGCCAACAGCAGCUCUUCGGGCCAAAAGAUCCGCUACCCGAACCCAGCGGAAACAUCAAUUCCCGACGCGGCAACACUUCGAGAGCAGUGGAAGUUCGCAAUCAAGCAGUACAGUAAAUGGUACUCCCACGCGUGGGGCACCGCAAUUCUCGCGGGUUUGUCAUUCUUUGCUCUUGGUUGGGUUAUAAAGGGAUCCAAUCCUCUGCCCUCUUUCAAGGGUGAUGAUUCUCCUGCUCCUUCCGAUGAUCCUGAUAAUUCAAAGUGA
Messenger RNA from Pistacia vera, 360 nucleotides. RefSeq lists its product as uncharacterized. Lineage: Eukaryota; Viridiplantae; Streptophyta; Magnoliopsida; Sapindales; Anacardiaceae. Bases 1 to 360 code for a protein of 119 amino acids. The transcript has a single exon. The record is from RefSeq and is a predicted model, not a curated record.